This is a messenger RNA of Eucalyptus grandis, 931 nucleotides long. RefSeq lists its product as uncharacterized. The record is from RefSeq and is a predicted model, not a curated record. Gene Ontology annotation, molecular function: metal ion binding. The coding region runs from base 389 to 799 and encodes 136 amino acids. NCBI's taxonomy places the organism in Eukaryota, Viridiplantae, Streptophyta, Magnoliopsida, Myrtales, Myrtaceae. The transcript is spliced from 3 exons.
UAGCCUUUUUCACUUUACUUCUCUGCUGUACUCCAGCUCCGAAACAUGUCCUAAUCUCUCUCUCUCUCUCUCUCUCUCUCUCUCUCUCCUCCCCUGUUCUCCAACAUUCGGAAGCACCUGAAAAGAAGGAAGGAGGAAGAAGGAAGAAGAAGAAGAAGAUAAGAGUUCCAUCAGAGCAGGAGGGAGGGGGAACGACCGGUCCCGAAUCGUUGUCACUUGCUCCUCACUCCCUGUUUCAGAAAAGCCCUUCUCACUUGCUUCUCCUCUCUCUGUCAUGUUGUCGUGAACUCUCCACCUUCCUCCUUUCUCCUUAUGAUGAGGAAGAAGAUGGCCUUUCGGUGUUGAAUUAGACGAAGCCCGUUUAAAAUAACCUUAGCCGGAAAGGGGCAUGGCUUUCGGGGACGACGAUGAUCUGCCUAACGAGGGGGUGCGAAUUAAAAGGGCCGACGACCAUCCGAAGCAGAGCAUCGGCUCCCCCGACGUCGUCAUCGCCAAGACCAGCUUGGCCUCCAUCGAGUCCUUGACCAUGCCUCUUAUGCAGGAGGUGGUUCUGUCAGCUGAUAUACGAUGUGCGGAGUGCCAGAAGCGAGUUGCUGAUGUUAUGUCUCGCAUGAGCGAAACAGAGUCCGUCGUGGUGAAUAUGCUGGAGAAGAAGGUGAUCCUCUCUUGUAAAUAUCCCAACAACCCAAAUGGCGUCAAGGGUCUCCGGCGACCACAGGUCCCCAUCGUGUACCGAAACCCGCUCAAGCUCAACAAGGUCGCCACGAUCAAACGGCUCUUCCGCCUCUCCUCCAGCUGAAUGUACAGAUCGAGAUCAUGGUCUCCAGUGUCCUAUGUUGCUGAUUUAAACACAGAAGCAUGAAAUCACAGGGUGAAUUUUGUUUAAGAAAUGGUGUUACCGUUCUUGUGAGUGGAGUCUCGCCUUUUUCAA